UAGGCGCAAAAAUGGUUUGUUUUGGUCUGUUCGCGUAGCAUCACUUUUACAAAGGUCUGCAGUGAAACGCGUCGAAGAGAAAAUACGGAUCCAUUCUACCAGCACCAUGUUAUUUCCCGACGAUACAAACUUUUCCAGCCCCUCUUCGGAGGGUGGUGCUUUUGAGCGACUAAAAGUGCCGUACACGUACCGGUCGGAGUGUUACCAUUUCGUGAAGAAAGAUUUCUCCAAACAGUUCGCGUUCAUCUACGCUUCCCGGCUGGAGGAAAUGCUGAAGCUGCUGGAGGACAGUGUGCAGAAGAAGUGGGGCACCGAGAUGCCGAUCAAGCGGUUGGCCGAUCUGAGGGAAGACUGUCCGCAUAAGUGCGUCAUCAUCGGUACACUGUUUAAGCACCAGGAACUAAAACCAAGCAUAUUGCGUGAAAUUUCGGAAGAAAAUCAGCUAGCACCGCAACCGCCACGGUCACACUACACGAACGACAACGAUAUUCUGAUCCUGGAGGACGCGCUGCAACGCAUCAAGCUGGUGGGCAAAAUCGAUGUGCACUCGAUUGUGACGGGAGUUGUCUGUGCCGUUAUGGGCCAAGACAGGUACGAGGAAAGCGAUGGACGAUUCUUCGUGGAGGAUUACAUCUUCUAUCAAGGAGCGCCGCAGAGAGAACUGCAACCACUUCAAACUUCCCCAUUGCUGGUUCUAAUUUCGGGCCUUAAUGAGUCAGCAGCGAACGAUUUUACCACCCCGCUGGAGCUACUGCAGCAGUGGGUGUUCGGUAAUCUCGAAGGUCUGCUCGACGGUCACGAUUGGGAAGCGGCCAGUAUUGUGCGCAUCGUAAUCGCUGGCAAUUCGGUGAAAGCAAGCCCAAAGCCCAAAAAUCACCAUUCCUCAAAGGUAACGACCGAAACGGAUGCACUGCUCGGCGCGGUAAAAACGGUCGAUUCGCUCAUACACAACCUCGCCCAAUCCGUCCCGAUCGAUCUGAUGCCGGGUGAGUUCGAUCCGGCCAAUCAUAUGCUACCGCAGCAACCGAUGCACCACUGUCUGUUUCCACGGUCGAAGGGAUUUGCCUCGUUCAGGGGUGUACCGAAUCCGUACGCGUUUGAUCUAGCGGACCGAUACGUCGUGGGCACAUCGGGGCAAAAUGUGCUCGAUGUGAUGCGCUACUCCAAGAUUGAGAGCCCGCUGGAAGCGCUGAAGGCUACGCUGCGCUGGGGCCAUCUGAUACCGACCGCGCCGGACACGCUACCAUGCUAUCCGUACUAUGAGAAGGAUCCGUUCAUUAUUGGUGAGUGUCCGCACGUGUACUUUGCCGGGAAUGUGGGAGAAUUUAGCACGGAAAUGUGGACGGGUGCUGGUGGACAGCAGACACGGCUGGUUUGUGUACCAUCGUUUGCGGACAGUCAAAGCGUUGCCGUUGUCAACCUGCGUACGAUGGAGUGCCGCAAGGUUAGCUUCAAGGUCGGUGGGUUUGAGGGAGAGGAGUGAAGUGUGAAGUGUAGAGUGUUUAAUAUAAAAUCUCAAUGUUUUUCAUAAAUAA
Anopheles coluzzii is the source of this 1535-nucleotide messenger RNA. It is a transcript of the gene PolD2, whose product is annotated as DNA polymerase delta subunit 2. Gene Ontology annotation, cellular component: delta DNA polymerase complex. NCBI's taxonomy places the organism in Eukaryota, Metazoa, Arthropoda, Insecta, Diptera, Culicidae. The transcript is spliced from 5 exons. Gene Ontology annotation, molecular function: DNA binding. Gene Ontology annotation, biological process: DNA strand elongation involved in DNA replication; DNA replication. The record is from RefSeq and is a predicted model, not a curated record. The coding region runs from base 107 to 1483 and encodes 458 amino acids.